GCGGAAAGGAGCGUUGCCUAGGAGACGGGCGGGCCGGAGGGGCGGGGAGGCGGUGCUGGCUGCCCUGACCGGCGUACUUCAUCUGAAAAGAAGAGAUAACAACUAACAGCAGCAAUAUAGCAAAUUGCUUGCUCCAGUCUGGUUAUGCAGUAACGAUGGAGACUUCUGAUGAAGAAAACUUUGGUGUAGCUAUCUCCUCCCCUUCUGACGCAGAGUUUGAUGCAGUUGUUGGGUAUCUGGAGGAUAUCAUAAUGGAUGAUGAUUUCCAGUUAAUACAGAGGACUUUUAUGGAGAAGCACUACCAGGAGUUUGAUGACUCAGAAGAAAACAAGCUCAUCUAUACUUCUAUUUUUAAUGAAUAUAUUUCUUUAGUAGAAAAAUACAUCGAAGAAAAAUUGCUUGAUCGGAUUCCUGGUUUUAAUAUGACUGCUUUCACAAUGUCAUUGCAACAGCACAAAGAUGAAAUGGCAGGUGAUAUAUUUGAUAUGCUUCUCACAUUUACUGACUUUCUGGCUUUCAAAGAAAUGUUUUUGGAUUACAGAGCUGAAAAGGAAGGUCGAAGUCUGGAUUUAAGCAGUGGGUUAGUGGUGACUUCAUUAAACAAAUCAUCAAUAUCCUCCUCCUAGAACAGUUUAUGCACUACUUUCCUUCUCCAGAUGAGUGCUGCUGUUUUCGUUUGGAAAUUAAAACACUAAAGGUCAUGAGAAUCAAGGUGCUUUUACAUGAUGAAAACUCAUUCAUCCUCCAGAUUAUACCUUCAGAGGCCUGAACCUAAAAACACGUUUGUGAAUUCUCAUUAGUAUUCCGUGACCACAGAAGAAGAAAUUUCCAACUCUACCAGAGUAAUUUUUUUUAAUAAAUACAUAGUAUUUGUACACCAGCCCAUCUGUUGCACAUGCUGAGAAGCCCAGCGCGCUGAGAGGACAAUAAAUAGGCCUGUGCGCGUGUUAUUUGGGUUGGGAUCUUCACCAUCUUCCCAGAACACAGAACUUUUCAGAAUCAAGAUGGCAGCGUAAAAAGAAUAUGUCCCUCCAGCUCUUGGAAGGACGGAUGCGAAUACAUAACCUCUGAGUUCCUCUCUGUCAGUGUUUUGUUGUUUGUUGGUUGUUUUUUUAAAAUACUUUAAUAUGAUCUUAAGUGCUCCAGCUUUCUAAUGGAAGAAUAUGUUUUAAUAUGUAGAUAUUAUCGCAUGAGGCUGUCUCUCCGCUCUGACAAUUGACACGCCAGUGUGUAAAUCCGUCUGCUCUCUGGCUUUUCUAAGUCUCAUCCUAAACGUGCAAAGUUCUCCCGUUCACUUCAGUUCCGGCCCCAGCUGUUCUACAUUUGGGCAAAAUAACGACGAUAAACCUAAAUCUGGCCUGGCUGUGCAAUUUCUUACUUUCUUUUUGGCAGUGGCACGGCUGCAUUAGUUAUAGUAAUAUAAGCUCGGUGGUAGGUUGGGCACAGAGGUGUUUACCACCGUGUCAUUUACUGCUCUAAAUAGCAUGUUGAUUAAAAGGCGUGGGUUUGCCAUUAAACUGUUAGCAACCUUAGGGCAGCAGUGCAUUUUGCCAUAAGCCUGUCGCAAAACCCCAGGUGCAUCUCUCUUGGCGGUUGGAAUUAAGCUGCAUUCGGCGCUGCAGGGACCCUCCGUUCUUACGCUGUUCGGACACGUUCAUCUGCCGCUUAAUGACGUGCUGAGGCAACACGAGAGCACCGCUUUAAAGGCCUAAGAGUAGAUGGAAUGGCAGGAUGGUGAGCAGAACCCUCUGUCCCACAGCAGGUCAGUGCAGCGGGGGAGAUGCCCUUUGACAGUGGUGAAGGUGCCGGUCGGUGGCUGUGUCCUGGUGAGAACCUACCCUAGACAGAGCAAAAUUAUGGCCAGGCCAUGACAAAUUUUUGUUUGUGGGCAAGAAACAUCUUACAAGAACAAACAAGGUGAAACUGUUCCUGUUGAUGCCUGACAGGGAUUUCAGCAGUACCAGGAUUGUGUUCUUCAACUGAAAUACUGGUGAAGACUGCUAGCUGUGCAGGCAAAAAUAAACUAUACUUAACAUUACAAAAUAGGAUAAAAUUAAACAGGCUUGUGGACAGACCAUAAUGGCUUUUUAAAGGCUGGCUAGCAAUGCUGAGUAUUUUGACUCUGUAUACCAAAUUUAUGAGUGCUGCAGUAAUUAAUCUCAUUAAGUUUCUAGUAUGUUGUGCUCAUGGCUCUGCAGUUUUUUGCCUGGAAUUGUGCUAGUAUGUUGAAAUCUCCUUUGUAAGUGCCCACACUCUGAUAACACACACACACUUCCUUUUAAAAACAAAAAAACAACCCUCAACCCCCAAACAAACUAUUCUUUCAGAAUUAUUAUUAUUUUUUUUUAUCUCCUUCAAUAAAUUGAUUCAUGUCAGAUCUGAAUGAUAAAAGCCAGAAGCUGAAGCAAAAUUAAAAAUUGCA
Messenger RNA from Chroicocephalus ridibundus (black-headed gull), 2422 nucleotides. It is a transcript of the gene ARL2BP, whose product is annotated as ADP ribosylation factor like GTPase 2 binding protein. The record is from RefSeq and is a predicted model, not a curated record. Gene Ontology annotation, cellular component: mitochondrial intermembrane space. The transcript is spliced from 7 exons. The coding region runs from base 156 to 626 and encodes 156 amino acids. Gene Ontology annotation, biological process: maintenance of protein location in nucleus; positive regulation of tyrosine phosphorylation of STAT protein. NCBI's taxonomy places the organism in Eukaryota, Metazoa, Chordata, Aves, Charadriiformes, Laridae.